Messenger RNA from Thyridium curvatum, 816 nucleotides. RefSeq lists its product as uncharacterized. The record is from RefSeq and is a predicted model, not a curated record. The coding region runs from base 1 to 816 and encodes 271 amino acids. Lineage: Eukaryota; Fungi; Ascomycota; Sordariomycetes; Thyridiales; Thyridiaceae. The transcript is spliced from 3 exons.
AUGGGCUCAAUAAAAUUCACGCUCAGGCAGCUGUCGUCGGAUGACGCUUCCAGCCCGAGGCACAGCUAUUUCAAAGUGCUCAGCGAGUAUUUGCAGCCCGAGAGCCCGGUAAAAGCAAGAGAAGUCGCUCAAUCCAUCGACGCCUUGUGCCCGCUUAGGCAAGAAGGUGGUGAUGCGAGCAGCGCCGAGGACUUCAUCUGGGGGUUCUGGACAGAUGUAGACCAGAUCGCAUGCCAGAUCCCUCACAACCACGAGUCCCAGGACAAGCUCAUCAGUGUCAUCCGCGAGCUGCAGACACUUCCGCCAGUGACAGUCACGUUCUGGGGAAAUGAAGAGCGUCUUUGGAAAGAUCUGCCGCUGGCGGGAUCAGCCUUUCGAGACACAUGGACAGGCCCCAAGGAAGGCGAUGAGUCCUCUCAAGAGCAGUGGAUCAACAAGAAUGCCUUUUAUGCUCGCCUUUUCGGCGCCAGGAUAGUGCCGUGGAAGCCGAACUUUGCGAUCUGGACCCUCAGGGAUGCGCUCGAAACGACCCAGGGUGAGUUCGGUGACUGCUACGUUGCUGCGGCCGCGUCUUGGAUAGAGCACGCUGGCAAGUACCUCUACGAUUGUACGCGUAAUGGCGAGAGCGAUGCGCAGUUUAACGAAAUUACUGCCCCUGGAGAACUGUUCCGCGGAUCUGGAGGGCUGUCGACGGAGCGGUGGACCUUCUGGAAGUCGCGAUUUGUCCAGGUCUCAUCUCAGUCUGGGUCAGACGCAUCCGGGAGCUGUGCAGAGGCCGCCGCGCGCAGAAUGGCCGAGAUAGAAGGUGGAGAGUAA